UGAAGCCGAAAAUGCUGUCACUUUACUUCGAAAUAAAUGAAAAAAUAUAUUAAAAAUAGUUUCGUAUGAGAAUUCCAGAAAAUUCAAACAAAAUUGUUAGUUGACCAGGUAGAGUAGUUCUUUGAAAGCCUCAAGCUGCAGCAGCCAGCGCCUCCAGACACUUCGUGUUCUUCCGCUGUCGCAGUUUCUCAAACAUCGACUUCAGUUUCGAUACCACCAGCACCGCCUCCGCCGCCUCCACCGCCGUCAUUGCUGCCAAGAGCCCGAACAACGCCAUUCGGCGCUCUGUCAUCGCUACCAUCUACGUCAACAUAUCCACCACCAAGACUACGGACGAACGGCAUGCAGGGACUAUCGGAGGCGACGGCCAUACGUUUAUUCAACAGUGUUGUGACAACGGAACAAAUAGCUGGCCCGACAACUGCGCUUAAUGUCAAUUCCAUAACGUCGAUCAAUGCGGUAGACGAGUGCAAAUCGAUCACAACCAUACAGUCUACGAAUGAGUUCGGCAAUGCUUGUCGCAUUUGCCGUUGCAAUCGGAGUGACAUGCAAUUGUCGCGUUGUCCGUGCCAGUGUCGUGGCAGUGUGGGGUUCGUGCACAUGCCGUGCUUGAAGCGUUGGAUUUUGCAUCGGCGUGACACGCGCUGUGAAAUAUGCAACACACCGUUCGAUGUGCCAGAUGAGAAGUUAAACGUGCGUCGCAUGCUGAACGCGCUAUUCUGUGCGCGUUGUGGCGGCGCCAUCAUAAAGCACCUGCUCUUUAGCGUGUCCCUGCUGCCGCUGGCGCAUGUCGUUCUGCAGCAAGUACUCAUUUGCAUGGACAAUAUUAAUGCGAGCCCCAACGAGCAUUUGACGGUGCAAGAAGUGAUGGUGGCUUCAUGCGCGCUCUUGACAUCAAGCGCACUUUUCUUCCACUUCUUCGAGUUUAUAACGACGCGCUUUCUAAUUAUUCGGAACAUUUUGCAUCAGUGGUGGAUGUUUGGCAAUCAGGAGAAUUUCACAAUCAUCGAGGUGGACAGUGAAUAUUUCGAUGUCUUCUAAGUUGUCACCAACGCAAUCGAAUUGUUUGACGGGCCAAAAAUUUUAAAAUAUCCAAUGUAUUAGAAACAAUUUAUAUACGAAAUUAGAAAGGGUAAAUUAUUUCAAAUAACGGAAGUUAAAGCAGAAGCCGCUUGAUAAAAUUGUUACUUCCAUUUAUAGCACACAUUUAGGCGCAAGUUUGAACAUUUGUCACUUAUCGCAUGCGAUAAGUAAUAUUGAAAUUUUGACACCUAACAGUACGUAUUGAAAUUUUGUUUUCUCAUUUUUGUAGCUUGAAAUCUGAGCAUUGUAAAAUGAACUGAAAAAUACUUUGAGAGAAAAUUGAAUGCUCAACAUGAACAGACAUAAUAAUAAAUAAUAAAACAAUUUAAUCACGAUCCCGUGGAAUAUAAGAUAAAGCGUGAAAUAACAAAACGCAAUUGAAAUCAAUUUAUCAGAAAAAAAAGAAGUAACAUUUUGAAGUGACCGGUUGAUGUAUUUGUCUCGAAUCUCUAUUAGGUUAUUGUACCGAUAUACCUAUAAAGAAUGUCAUGCCGCCACCAUUCACAAUGAAGCCAUAAUGCAAUUGUGGCACCAAAAGACGAACUCAUCAACGAAGUAUUCCCAAACAUUAUUACUAACCACAAAAAUAAUGAAUAGUUGAGAGAGCGAGCAAUCUUGACGGCUAAGAAUAACGAUUUAUUUGAUUUAUACUUACAUAAUUCAGAAUGAGAUCAUUGGUACACUGCAUUCUUUCAAAUCAAUUGACCGUUUAAGAAAUGAAGAUGAAGCUGCUACCUAUCCAAUUAAUGUGCCAGGCUUACCACCACACAAUUUACGACUAAGUAAAUAAACAAAUUACCUUGAUAAAACUAAAA
Molecule: messenger RNA, 1898 nt
Organism: Bactrocera latifrons
Lineage: Eukaryota; Metazoa; Arthropoda; Insecta; Diptera; Tephritidae
Product: E3 ubiquitin-protein ligase MARCH7
Exons: 3
Coding region: 343-1041 (232 amino acids)
Biological process (GO): protein ubiquitination
Molecular function (GO): zinc ion binding; ubiquitin-protein transferase activity
Source: RefSeq, a predicted model, not a curated record